This is a messenger RNA of Patiria miniata (bat star), 1620 nucleotides long. RefSeq lists its product as uncharacterized. The record is from RefSeq and is a predicted model, not a curated record. Lineage: Eukaryota; Metazoa; Echinodermata; Asteroidea; Valvatida; Asterinidae. Gene Ontology annotation, molecular function: calcium ion binding. The transcript has 4 exons. Gene Ontology annotation, biological process: cell-matrix adhesion. Gene Ontology annotation, cellular component: extracellular region; lysosome. The coding region runs from base 1 to 597 and encodes 198 amino acids.
AUGGGUCUGGCGGGCCACUGCCUCCGCCAACCGGAGCUAGCAGCUCAUGACACCAUCCUGUGGGAGCCGACUCAUGGAACUGCCAGGAAGGGGCGGAGACAAACCAUGAACAUCGACACGCUGCGGCGGGACGUUGGUCUCAGUGACACGGGGGAGCUGAGGAUCCUAAUAACAAUAAUGAUAAUAAUUUGGGAGGCUAAUCAUCCAUACUCGCAGCCGAAAAGAACAAAUCAGUCAUUUUGUCAAUGCUUUACUCUGGUUUUUGUUCUUGGUUUCCUAGAUGAUGCAGAUUACGUCAGCACAUAUUACUUCGGGGACUACCUGAUGAUGGCAGACUCCUUCUCUUAUGCCGUGAAGGAGGGAGCAUUGGAAGGCACGGCCAUUUUCUCUGUCUCCAAGGGUGACUGCAUCCCUACCAGCGUCACGUUCAUGGGUGCACAGCAAGGAACACCAGUCCUUGAGGUCGCUGGCUUUGUCAACUACACCUAUGGAAUCCAAAACCCUGCCAAGUACUUCACCAUUCCUGACUACUGCUCUCAGCAGGCGUCCAGUCCAGAACCCAGGCAGUACAACUCGUUCAUCCACCGAUUCUUUUGAACGUGAAGGAGCAAGUUACGUUCAUUCCCCCCCCCCCCCCCCGAAAGCCUGAUUUUAAGAAACCGAGAAUGGGCAGUUUAACAAGCGAAUAUUUUGGAGUUUAUAAAACCAUCCAUCUCCCAUCCGUCUCCUAUUUGUAUAUUUUGCACUUUUACCUACAGUGGGAUUUGUAGUAUAGUACAUGUAUAGGCCAAAUGCAGUUGUGAUUGUCUUGAUUUUUCGACAAUGAAUUUGUUAACUUUUCCACUUUGCAAAUAUUGCAAACAUUGCAGAGAAAAAGAGUCUUACCUCAGUCAUGACUACAUGUAGGUUUGUUUUGAAAAUCUCACAUACACCCAAUAUUUGUAAUCAUAGCAUAUUUGGUGAUACAGUAAUUUUGUGCAUGUACAUCAGACUAUCUGUAAUUGAGGGUUUAAAAAAAAAAUGAUUUUCAUAUACUAUAAAACAUUGUUGGUAUUUUGUAUCAGUAACUUUUAAAGUGUCUUUUUGGUAUGUGAUUGGAUAUAUACUCAAGUUUUCAAAGGAAUCUAAACAUCACGUUUUAAAAGUAUUGGACACCAUCUGCAAAAAAAUCUGGAGCUUUUUGAGAAAAUUCAAGGAACAACGUUAUAAAACUGAAGCAGGUAAUUAAAAAAUUAACCCGUCUAAAAUUUAGCUCAUUAGAUAUCGCACUUUUUGUGACAAUUUCGAAAACGCAUCUUCAUUUCUCUAAAAGCAAAGCAUAGGUUUCCAUUGUCAGUGAUGUGGUUUGGUCCUAACCAUCGCAAGAAAAUGAUGGUAAUUUUUUUUUUUUUUCCAAAAUUACAGCAUGCCAAGUAUUUCACAGGAGGCUUGAUCCUAUUAUUUAUUACAACCAAGUUAGAUAUUUCAUGAUAUUUUGACAGUUUCACUUUUGACCGUUUGCAAGUGGUGUUCACUACCUUUAAUGUAGCAAUAUUGCAAAUCUCACUCAAGUACUAAUUUGUACCCUUUUUUUUUUAAACAAUACAGCAUAUAACGAAUAAAAAAGACAUCUUGAUAAAA